GUAAUAGUUGUGAUCAGAAUUCUUGUUUUAAGAAAUAGUGCCUGAAUUUGCAUUUUUCCUCCUCCUCCCCAGACCUUUCUCAUGUGCUACAAAUUUUAGAAUUACAAUGUUAAACACACAGCAGUGAAUAAAAAUGGCUCAUAAGCAGAUAGUGUAUCUGUUACCUGUUUUAAUUUUUGCACUUAAUCUCUCCCAGUUAAACUCAACUGAAUAGCCUGCCCUAGCCUAGUAAUUUAAGAUGUAUUGCAUUACAAGCUGCAUUAUCUUUAGCAGCAGGGUCAUUUGUAUUGGGGAUGAGGAGAACUGUAUUUGAACACAGCUGGAGGGUACUAGAUUGGAGGAGAUUAGAGUUGAGGUUCUGGCUGUUACUGUAUGAGAUUAAGCAGCAGUGAAAGGUAAAUCUGGAUGGGGAAAGUGUUUGGAAGAUAAUCUAAUCUAGAGAAGGUUGAUUUUGGAGUUUCAUGCUUGUGGCUCAAACUCCAUGGUUCAUAUCAAUGUGUCACCUUGGGUAUGUUUCUUAUUGCUCAGUCUCUAAAAUUUGCCUUUUGCAAAAUGGAUGCUUCAGUUAUAAGUGUGGAUGCAUAGUUGUGUUUUGGGGCUGACAUCACAUAUUUACCCCCUCUACUACAUUCAUAAUCUUGGACAAGCCAGUAUUUUAUUUAUUUAGUUGAAUAUAUUUAUUUCUCAGCCUAUACAACAACAUAAAUAAUUCAAGAUGGCUUAUAUGUCAUAAAAGCAGUAAGCACAAAACCAUAAAUACUAACAUGAAAAAUAAAAUAGCAACCAGCAGCAGAGCAAAACAGAAAAUGACAAAGUACUCAAUAAAAUGAGCCAGCUAAAACUUUUAACAUUCCAGAAGUAGGAGCCAAUAAAACAGUAACACCCCGAGUUAAAAUAUCUAGGCAUAUAAAAACAUUAUCUAGCAUCUAAAAUGUGUAACAAUGAGUGUCAGGAUGGUGCAUGAAGUUGGAGAGGGGGGCUAGCCCCUAUCACUCUGGUUGUCAGUACUGAGGCCGUUGCCUUGAGUAGCAAGGUGCUAGAACCAGGGGAUUCUGCUUCCCUCCACUAGAAGGGCCUCCUUCCUCUCUGCUGCUGUGAUCUGCUCAUUCACCCACCCAUCAUUUAAAGUAGCCUUUUACCCACAGCUGGCAGCACUUUUUUUUAACAACAAACAGAGGUGACAAAGCAGGGUGAGUGAGAUGAGGCACAGAAGAAGAUGUAGCAGCGCUGGCUGGGUGCAAAGAAGGAGCAGCAACGUUUCUUUUCCCACCUCAGGUGGCAGGAGGGCUUUAGCCACUGUAACAGAGAGACCUUUUCAAAGGUGAAGUGCCACCAGCAAAAAGGAGCUCCUUCUUGCCUCCAGCAACUUAACCCCAUCAGUCAGCAUUUGUGGGCAGCUGCUAUGGCCCAGGCAUCCUAUUAGGUUUAAGAUUUAACCCCAGUUCAGUAGUCUGAGCAAUUUGAGAAGAUGGAUCUAGCUUUCCACCAUAUGUUCCACAGUGCCACUGGUGUGUGACACCCAGGCUACGGGUCAAGAGGCGUUGGUGGGAGUGCCAUCUCACCCCAAGGCAACUGUAGGAACCCAGACCGCUCCGCGUCCCUUUCCUCCCAAGCUGAUACAUCAAGCUGACACCUCGGAGUGGGAAAAAGGGAUGAAACGGUUAUCUGUAGCUACCCAGACCCCACAGGAUUUGGCGGGAAAAGAAGAAGGGAGGCGGGCCGUAGCGGAGGUGGGAAUGGGGGAUAAAAGGGGACCGGGACAGUAUCCCGGGUGGCUGGGAGAUGGUGUGGAUGCAGGACCCAUGGACUGGGGAGUGGGAGCAAGUGAGAGUACCUAAGCACGAGGCUGAGAGUCGCCGAAAGAAAGGACUACCCCAGCGCCCGUCUUAUUGGGGUGAGUCAGAGACUCAAAAGUGGUGGCACAAGUUAAGAGAGGAAAAGGAAGCUGCUGAGAGGGAGAGAGAAGCUUUGAGGGGAAAAAUGAGUCAAGCACAUAGAAGGACCUUUGGAUGCUUGAGAGAAGGUAUGGGUAAGCUGAGGGAAGUUGUGGUGAAUGUGGUCUAUAUAGGAUAGGCAGAAGAGCAAAAUGGUGCCAUCCUACUGUUUUGGAGACAUCAAACAACUGGAGAAGGAGAUGGGAGGGAACAAGGAAGAUCUUUUUCUUUUUUGUUACAUUUUUUUAUUCCACACACACACCCUUUUAAGGGAAGUGGGCCACUCAGACUCACGUAAGUUGUGAUGUGGUUUCUUGACCUGAAACCACCCAAUUCCUGUAUGUGGAUACAAGGAUCAUACCGCACAUAUAUGCAAACUUAAGAGACCCUAUUUAACCCAAUCCAAAACACUCCAAUUUGGCUAGCUAGUCACACCCUUACAUUUACAGUGGGUUCUUUGAGGCACAAUAAAAGUUCUUUCCGCCUUCUCCUGGUUAUUCCUUGUUUCUCUUAAGAUAGGAAGGGACUUAACUGCAAUUCACAUUUGCACUGUUUUGGGCUAAUGUGUACACACACAUAUACUUCUUGAGCAAGUUGCCAUUGCUGUUGCUUCCAUAUCAUCUUGAAGAUGCAGUGGCAGUGAUGACAACUGUGGCAGCAGCUUCUGCACUGAGCCUCAACUUGGCCAGUGCUCUCUUCUAGCUGGCACUAUAGUUUGCCUGCAUGGCUGCUUGGACUAAGCACAGGUGGGGGAGAAAAUAAGAAAGGGAAGAGGCACAGGUGAGAAGGGAAAACAGGCAAGGAAGUAAAGAUGGAUCCUUGCCAUCCUAGCUACAAACCUGGAGCAAAAUGAAACAAAAACAAAAAACAAAGCUAAAUAAACCAACCAACCAACCACUAUGCCUUCAUAAGGGAACAGAAAGCUCACAAAGCCAUGGGUUUUCUCAACAUUUAUCUAAGACAAACUUAAUGUUAUGUGGAUGGCUGGAAACAUAGAUAUCACCUGUGACAAGUCAAGCAUAUUUUGGGGAACGAAUGCUUCAUCAGAAAAGUCCUAUAUAACCUUAGGAGUAAGUACAACUGAAUUCAGGCCUGAAUUCUGCCUAUUGGCUGAGCAAAGACAAUGACAUCAAACCCUCCAGUGUCAGAAAGUAAAGUGAGCAAAACCUCCAGCGUGUCCCUCGCCAGCGAGACAGGAAGGAAAUCCCUUCACCACGCCUCCUAGAGCUGUGCAUAUAAACAGCAGCCGGCUGUGUAUAAGAAUGAAAGCAGCUGUUCCCUAGCAUACAGUGUGCCUCUGCCGUAGAAAAGUGUGCACCAUGGGGCUUCUACUCAGCCGGAUUCAAGAUGCUUUGCAGACUUUCUACGGGAUGAAUGCUCGUAUUCUCCUGGUGGGCCUGGACGCAGCUGGCAAAACAACCCUCCUUUACAAGCUGAAGUUGAAUGAAACGGUGACAACUAUUCCCACCGUAGGCUUCAAUGUGGAGACAUUACAGCCCAUCAAGAACAUCACUUUCACCAUGUGGGACGUGGGUGGUCAAGAUCGGAUCAGGACCCUGUGGAGACAUUACUAUACCAAUACAGAUGGGAUCGUUUUCAUGGUGGACAGCGUGGACUUUGAGCGGUUUGAGAAGGCCAGGUUGGAGCUGGAAGGAAUCCUGGAUGCCAGAGAGAUGGAAGGAGUGCCUUUGUUGCUGCUAGCCAACAAACAAGAUUUGCCUGGAGCAUGGCCCCCCAUGGAGGUGGCAGAAAAAAUGAGACUAAGGGAGAUGCGGUGGCACAGGUGGCACGUGCAAGGCUGCUGUGCUGUGAGUGGAGACGGCAUCCCUGAAGCAAUGGAGAAGCUCUCUGAGAUGGUGAAGCAGUACCACAACGCCAAAGGCAAAUAGUUAAUUGAAAGGCCCAACACGUCCAUCAUACUGCAUGAAGGACAUGAGAUACUCUUUUUCAUCUAUUACCUUUUCUGGCCCAGAGAUUUUUUUCCCGAGGGUAUUUGAUCAGCAAGUGCCUCCAGGACUCUAUUCUGUCUUGCUUGUCAACGGCAGUCGGGGAGAAGAUUUAUAUACUGUAUAUCCUUUAGUGUUUGGAUUGCCAUUUGGAUACAGCACAAGGUAUACGGCUCUUCUGAACUCUUCUCAGCAAUAUCUUUAUCCAAUAAAGGGCAUCACCCACUUUUACAUUUGUGUAAUCUUGGGGACCACAUGGCUUUUUCCUUCUUCUCUAUGGACUAUAUAAGACAGCAUCAUCUAUAAGAAAACAUCAACUCUCAACACCAGCCCUGUGGAUUCUUCACAUCAACCAGAGGUGACUGCAAAUUGAAGAAAUGUUUCCUUAUGCUCGCCGGGUUAAAACAUUAAUUUGGCACAACUGGCUGCUUCUACCUGGUGAAUAAACCAAAUGAUAACUUGUGCUAGAGGCUGCUAUGUCCUUGUAUUGUUUCCCCACCCCAACAGCCAAAAAGGAACUUUUUGUUUUGAAGCAGGCAAUAUGAGAGAGAGAGAGUGUGUGUGUGUGUGUGUAAAAUCACAGAGCAAUUGGCAGCCUUUUAGUCUUAAGUGUGGGGUAAAUAUUCCAACCAUGAUGCAAGGAUGUUUGAGAGCAACAUCUCAAGAGGACUGAGAUCACAUCUCACAGAUAUGAACCAUCAAUUUUUGGACUCUUGUCUACACAUUUCCUUCAGUAUCCAUGGAGGUGCUGUGUUCUACCUGAUAAAGUGGGGUUCCUCGAUAAAAGCUUACAAUUUGUUUAAUUUUUAAAGUGGUCCAAUAAAAUAAAUCACCCAUUCUUACAUUUUUGUAAUCUUGGGGACUGCACUGCAUUUUCCUUGUUCUCUCUUGUUUAUUCAGGAUUUAACCAUUACAAGAAAUAUAGAAGCAAGCUAAGGGUUCCAGGCCCUCAAAACGUUAAUAGUUAGAUCUACCAUAAUCUUUGAACCACUUUGAAAUACUAGAUGUUGUUUUGUCCAGUGCCACUUAUAAUUUCAUCAGGCUGUUUUGAGGAUCUGAUUCUUGCUUUAUGUCACAUUUACAAAUUUCACAAGUAACAAUAAAGACAUUCUUUAUAAAAAUGGCUUGGUAUCUUCCUCAUAGUCUGGAUUUAGCGUGUAUUUAUGCAUUACCCCCUUUCCUCAAGCUACUGUAGAAAUACGGUUAAAAGCUUUGUUUCCUUUUCAUUUGGAAGUUCUAAAGGCUUACAAUGCCCUCAGAAAUAAAGAGCAGUCUUGCAUUUACUCCCAGCUGACUUGACAGCACACAGUUAUUAUUAC
Molecule: messenger RNA, 5199 nt
Organism: Pogona vitticeps (central bearded dragon)
Lineage: Eukaryota; Metazoa; Chordata; Lepidosauria; Squamata; Agamidae
Source: RefSeq, a predicted model, not a curated record